This is a messenger RNA of Parnassius apollo (apollo), 1527 nucleotides long. Lineage: Eukaryota; Metazoa; Arthropoda; Insecta; Lepidoptera; Papilionidae. The record is from the annotation of a GenBank genome assembly.
AUGGAUCUUCCAGUAGUGGGUGAUUCAGACGAUGAUGAAAUGGUCUCCCACGGACUAGCGCAAAUGAGGAGUAUAUUGGAAGAGGCGAUUUUGGAAACGCGCAGCAUGCCUCUCGAAAAUCGACCGCGACUUCCCCGCAUACCCCUAAGCAAGCGAAAUCGGGCUGUCGUGAGGGCUCUUAACCCAAUGCUGGUAACCUAUUUUGAAGCCAGCCGGGACCUUUGCGAGACGGACUCAGUUCUUUUUGGCGCCGCAGUGGCAGCUUGCCGUAUUAUUGGCGCCAAACUUCCCAUGGCUGGACGCGCUACUAAACAAAGUAGCGCCAUCCCAACCUGGAGAAAAAGAAUUGAGGACCGUAUCGCAAAGGUAAGGGCCCUUAUCAGAAGACUGAUAAGCUUCAGGUCGGGUAAUAAUAGACCGAGGGUUGUGCGCACCGUUAGAAUGGCGUUUGCUGGGACAAAUAUCAGUUUGUCCCAGCCGGAUAUCACGCAGAAACUAACGGAGCGCAUAGACGACCUGAAGCAAAAGAUUGCCUCUUGGGGGAAGCGGAUUCGUCGAUUUACCGAGAGGUCAAGGCGGUUCAACCAGAAUCGUCUCUUCCAGAGUGAUCAGAAGAGGCUCUACAAAUCAUUGGAGCGACCAGAGGUAUGUGGAGCGGGCCCAGGACCGGAUCAGGCUAACACUGUCGCAUUUUGGCGUGGCCUGUGGUCAGAGCCCGUAAACCACAGCGAGGGCCCUUGGACAGAAGUUGUGGCGAGUCAGUGUGCGAGUAUUACGCCCAUGGACCCCGUCAUCAUAACGCCGGAUGACGUAGCUGAGGCGGUCCGUAGAGCCCCGAACUGGAAAUGUCCGGGACUCGACGGACUGCAUCACUACUGGCUGAAGGGGUUCAUGGUGUGUCACGCUGUGCUCGCCCGUCAGUUUCAAGAGGCUCUCAACCAGAAGUCGCUCCCUAGCCUCUUCACUACUGGGAUCACUCAUUUGGUUCCUAAAGACCAGGCACAACCUAGUAGCCAGAAGUUCCAGCCGGAUAUCACGCAAAAACUAACGGAGCGCAUAGAUGACCUGAAGCAAAAAAUCGCUGCUUGGGGGAAGCGGAUUCGACGAUUUAGCGAGAGGUCAAGGCGGUUCAACCAGAAUCGUCUCUUCCAGAGUGAUCAGAAGAGGCUCUAUAAAUCAUUGGAGCGACCAGAGGUAUGUGGAGCGGGCCCAGGACCGGAUCAGGCUGACACUGUCGCAUUUUGGCGUGGCCUGUGGUCAGAGCCCGUAAACCACAGCGAGGGCCCUUGGAUGGAAGUUGUGGCGAGCCAGAGUGCAAGUGUUACGCCUAUGGACCCCGUCACCAUAAGGACUGAAGACGUGGCUGAGGCGGUCCGUAGGGCCCCGAACUGGAAAUGUCCGGGGCUCGACGGGCUGCAUCAUUACUGGCUGAAGGGGUUCGUAGUGUGUCACGCUGUGCUCGCCCGACAGUUUCAAGAGGCUCUCGAUCAAAUACCGCCCCAUCACGUGUCUACCCACUAUAUAUAA